Messenger RNA from Dromaius novaehollandiae (emu), 644 nucleotides. Its product is annotated as C-C motif chemokine 5-like. The transcript has 3 exons. Gene Ontology annotation, biological process: eosinophil chemotaxis; immune response. The record is from RefSeq and is a predicted model, not a curated record. Gene Ontology annotation, molecular function: chemokine activity. Gene Ontology annotation, cellular component: extracellular region. The coding region runs from base 113 to 412 and encodes 99 amino acids. Lineage: Eukaryota; Metazoa; Chordata; Aves; Casuariiformes; Dromaiidae.
CUACAAAAAAAGGGCAGAACCCGGGAAUCCAGUGUGAGGCACAGCAGGGGGCCCUUUGCAGCAGUCCCUGGUCUAGAUCUACUCCUACAGUUUACCUCCACCCAGCAGGAACAUGAAGUCCUUCAGAGCUGCCCUUGCUGUUCUUUCUGUGGCUGCCUUCUGCUACCAGGUCUCUUCUUCACCAGCUGCUGUCAACCUUUUUGGUCCCUGUUGCACCCAAUACAGCACUAAAGCGAUUCCCCUGAACCGUGUGAUAAUGUAUGAGCACACAGGCAACCACUGCUUCCAGCCAGCCGUGAUAUUUACCACAAUCAAAGGUAUACUGUUGUGUGGCAACCCAGAAGAUAAAUGGGUCCAGGAUAUCGUGAAUCACCAAAAGGACAAGGCAGGCAGUGGAAGGACAACACUGUAGUCACUGCGAACAUUACCUCCACCAGAAAGUCUUCUCUCAUGAGCUUCUCCUAAACACAUCUGUGUUUUCUUAUUGCCUGUUAAUUUUGAUAGACUGUCAUUGUGUAGCUCUUUAUUUAAAGUGUAUGCAAAGGCAUUUUAAUUUAUUUAUCAUUUUCAGUCAGACUUUUAAUUCUAAUUUGUACUGAUUGUGCUUAAGUUAAUUCUGUGUAAUAAAAAAGAGCAAAAUAGCA